AUGGCAUCACCAUCUCAAAACUUUGCAUCCAAGUUAACAGCACUUGUUGUGGAUGAUGAUGCAAUGACCCGAAGAAUUCAUCAAAUGACGUUGAGUAACUUAGGAGUUAACAACACUUGUGUGAAAAACGGAAAAGAAGCAGUGGAAAUUCAUCAGUAUGGUAAAAAAUUUGACCUAAUCCUGAUGGAUAAGGAUAUGCCUGAGAUGAAUGGAACUGAGGCAACAAAGCAACUACGCUUGAUGGGGAUAUCUAGCACCAUUGUUGGUGUAUCUUCACACUCUAUGGAAGAGAAGGAAAUAGUGGUAAAAUUUAUGGAAGCAGGACUCGACGAAUAUCUAGAGAAACCAUUGGAUAAGGCAAAACUCAAUUCCAUUCUUCAUGCCGUUGAAAAAAUAAAAGAAAAAGAAAAUUCCAUUCCUCACAAGAUUGAAUGA
This is a messenger RNA of Medicago truncatula (barrel medic), 435 nucleotides long. RefSeq names its product two-component response regulator 24. Bases 1 to 435 code for a protein of 144 amino acids. The transcript is spliced from 2 exons. Lineage: Eukaryota; Viridiplantae; Streptophyta; Magnoliopsida; Fabales; Fabaceae. The record is from RefSeq and is a predicted model, not a curated record. Gene Ontology annotation, biological process: phosphorelay signal transduction system.